UGCUUAGCUCCUCCCCUCCUCCUUCCUGGUCAUCCUGUCACAUGCCUGUUGUUAGACGCCGUGUGAGUGUUUGUACUUGGAGUUGGAUGAGAAAGUCUCUGACAUGCAGCAAGUCCUGCCCCUGUGUCACUUGCAUUGUGCUUCUUACAGCAGGAGCACUAAUUACUUACUACCAGCUGUGCUGUGCAGCUCCCCCGAGUAUAACUAUGGACAGGAGGAGACAUGGUCCAUGGAGUGACAAUAUUUUGGACUAUUUCUUGAGCAAAGGUCUCAUAAAAGCCAAAGAUGGAAGCGAGAUAGUCUGGGACCAUGCGGUAAACAGCCAGGAGAAGUUACGUGAAGCCUUGCAGAGUGAUGUCCAUAUGAUAGAGGCGGAUGUCCUCCUUCGCGGGUCAGCUGACAGGGAGCCAAUCAUGGCGCAUCCUCCUGAAACUGACAGUGACAUAACUCUAAAGGAUUGGCUGGCUGCUGUCUCUGCAUCUAAUAAAGGCAUAAAGCUUGAUUUUAAAAGAUGGUGGACCUUUAUUCCCUGGGAUCGCUGUAGUUUCCUGAAAACAAACACCAGUGUAUGUUUGGAUGCUGUGUCGCCCUCCAUGAAGAUCUUGGAUACGAUGAAAAAUAAAAUUGAGCAACCUGUUUGGAUAAAUGCUGAUAUACUCGCGGGUCCUGGAGGAAUUGCCAAGGCCGUGGAUGCCGGAGAAUUUAUGCAGAUGGUUACUUCAUCUUUCCCAGAUGUGACUUUAUCAUUGGGUUGGACGACUGGAUGGCAUCCCCAAAAAAAUAACAAAGGAACUGGUCUAGAAGCACCUCCAUCAUCGUCUGGGACAAAACAGCAACUCGCAACUGUGUCUCUGUAAUGUGUUAUCUAGUUUAAGGGAGGGAACUUUAUCAUUCAUGAUGAGUCACUGGUUUGUUCGUAUGCUAAACAGGUUCAGCCUUGAAGACAUCAAAAGGGGCUGACCUGAGUUUCCUGUCCACCACCUGUUUCUGUAAAUGUCUAUUGUCCUAAUAAGAGUGAUUUUAGCUUUCAUACAUUUAAUCAUAACUAUUUGUUGCAAUGUCCUACAACUUAAUAACAAGUAUCAAAUUAAUCUACACAUUAAUCUUCUUGCUUUAAUACCAAAUAUGACAGGUCUAUCUUUCUUCGUUCCAAUAAUACACAUAC
Messenger RNA from Pseudophryne corroboree (corroboree frog), 1165 nucleotides. It is a transcript of the gene FAM151B, whose product is annotated as family with sequence similarity 151 member B. The record is from RefSeq and is a predicted model, not a curated record. The transcript is spliced from 6 exons. NCBI's taxonomy places the organism in Eukaryota, Metazoa, Chordata, Amphibia, Anura, Myobatrachidae. The coding region runs from base 42 to 857 and encodes 271 amino acids.